Punica granatum (pomegranate) is the source of this 1626-nucleotide messenger RNA. NCBI's taxonomy places the organism in Eukaryota, Viridiplantae, Streptophyta, Magnoliopsida, Myrtales, Lythraceae. The record is from RefSeq and is a predicted model, not a curated record.
GCCGAAGACGAAGCCUUGCUUCAGGUUCUUCCUUUCGUCUCGUUUCCUUUCCUUUCCUUCUGAAGCCAAGUUGCGAUCAGAUGAUGGAUGGAGGAAAUAGGAAUCGAUUAAAUUCAACGUCCGUGCCGUCAGAAAAACAAAAGAGACUUCAAAUUUGACGAACAUCCCGCCCGCCCCCGGCCCUCACUACACGCCUUCCCCCUCAAUUCAAUUCAAUUGCAUGUCCUUCUCCACACUCCGCUCCAGAGGUUUUGUUAAACCCUAGGCAGCUUGAAAUCAGCUGCUGCUUCAUCUGCUCCUCUCGCGUCUACUGAGUACAGAAAUUCAAGUAUGGAGGCGGUAGUGGUAGACCCUGGCUCCAAGUUCCUCAAGGCGGGUUCUGCAAUUCCGGAUCAGGCUCCCGCUAUGAUACUCCCCACUCAAAUGAAACGUGUUCCUGAAGACGGCUCCGUGACCGAUUCAUUGUUUGAAGAUGUCUCUGUCGAUCCUGUUGUCCGAGGAUUUAUCAGGGACUGGGAUGCUAUGGAGGAUCUGUUGCAUCAUGUGCUAUACUCUGGCCUAGGAUGGGAAAUAGGCAAUGAAGGACAAAUCCUAUUCACAGACCCACUUUGUACCCCCAAGGCUGUGCGAGAGCAAUUGGUGCAAUUGAUGUUUGAAACAUUUAAUGUCUCUGGCUUCUAUGCAUCGGAGCAAGCAGUACUAUCUCUAUAUGCAGUCGGGCGUAUUUCUGGAUGCACUGUUGAUGUUGGCCAUGGAAAGAUAGACAUUGCUCAAGUCAUUGAAGGUGCAGUUCAACACAUUGCCUCGAGAAGGUUGGAAAUUGGGGGCGUUGAUUUGACAAAGCUACUUGCUCAGGAACUUGGUAAGUCCAACCCAGGGAUCAAUAUCAGCCUUGCUGAUGCAGAGAAAUUAAAGGAGAAGUACUCGUGUUGUGCUGAGGAUGAACUUGCUUAUAAGAAGAUCAUGAGUUCGAAUGACCUUGAAGAGAAGCAUACCCUUCCUGAUGGUCAGGUCAUUAAAAUUGGGAGAGAGAAGUAUACUGUGGGAGAGGCUCUGUUUCAACCAUCAAUACUGGGCUUGGAGGCCCAUGGUAUUGUCGAGCAGCUCGUUCGGAGUGUCACGCCUGUCUCAUCUGAUAACCACAAACAACUUUUGGAGAACACUGUUCUUUGUGGUGGCACUUCUCUAAUGAUUGGGUUCGAGGAUAGGUUCCAAAAAGAAGCUAAUCUCUGUUCGUCGGCUAUACGUCCUGCCUUAGUAAAACCUCCAGAGUACAUGCCCGAGAAUUUGACUCAGUAUUCUGCUUGGGUGGGAGGGGCCAUACUUGCCAAAGUUGUUUUCCCACAGAACCAGCAUGUAACCAAGGCGGACUAUGACGAGACUGGGCCUUCCAUAGUACACCGGAAAUGCUUCUGAUGACUCCUAAUAUCGACAAGAUUCGGUUGCUUGUUUGAUUGUGGGCAAUUUCUUGUUACUGUAGAUGGUGUGUACGAUAGAGUAACCAGACGGUACAUUCAGAGUGAUCUUGCAGCUGUUGGAGUAAUUUCUAGUUAUAUGUAAUUGCUGCUGCUUCUUCUUCUUCUUCUCUCUCUCUCUUUGAACAAUCAAAAUCAGAUAUGAUGAAAA